This is a messenger RNA of Stegostoma tigrinum, 87 nucleotides long. Its product is annotated as RNA-binding protein 25-like. Lineage: Eukaryota; Metazoa; Chordata; Chondrichthyes; Orectolobiformes; Stegostomatidae. The transcript is spliced from 2 exons. The annotation marks the transcript as partial. The record is from RefSeq and is a predicted model, not a curated record.
CAGCGAGAGCGCGAGAGAGCGAGAGAGCGAGAGAGCGAGAGAAGAGAGAGCGAGAGAGAGAGAGAGCGCGCGCGAGAGAGAGAGCGC